This is a messenger RNA of Oncorhynchus gorbuscha (pink salmon), 612 nucleotides long. RefSeq names its product ras-related and estrogen-regulated growth inhibitor-like protein. The record is from RefSeq and is a predicted model, not a curated record. The transcript has 4 exons. Lineage: Eukaryota; Metazoa; Chordata; Actinopteri; Salmoniformes; Salmonidae. Gene Ontology annotation, molecular function: GTP binding; GTPase activity. Bases 1 to 612 code for a protein of 203 amino acids.
AUGACAGGACUGAACGUAGUAGCUAAUGUAGUAGUUCUUGGGACAGGCAGAGUUGGAAAAUCUGCGCUGACAGUCCGCUUCUUAACUAGAAGAUUCAUUGGAGAAUAUGGGGAUAUUGAAUCAAUCUUCAGCCACAAUGUUAUCGUGGAUGGAAGGGACAUAACUUUUAACAUCUGGGAUUCACCGUAUUAUCAGGACCUGUCCAGGGAGACCUCCCUAUAUGAGAAGAGAGUCCAGUGGGCAGACGGUUUUGUCCUGGUCUAUAGCAUCUGUGACAGGGCUAGCUUCAACGCUGUCACCAAGCUGAUCCAGUCCAUCAAGGACUACCUGGGCAUGGACAAGGUGCCCAUUGUGAUCGUGGGCAACAAGAAGGACCUGAAUCACAGACGGACAGUCCUCAGUGAGGAGGGCAGACUGCUAGCCCUCACCACAGCCUGCCAGUUCUAUGAGGUUACAGCUGCUGAGAACUACAAUAGUAUCCUCAUGGUGUUUCACGGACUAAUAGACAGGAUACGGGCUUCCAAGGCAUCCAUUAAGAGGCCAGCUGGAAUCAAGGGUAUAGUGAAAAUCAUGUCUGCAGUUUUUACCAGGAAACGAACAGAUUCUCUGUGA